Molecule: messenger RNA, 3403 nt
Organism: Mercenaria mercenaria
Lineage: Eukaryota; Metazoa; Mollusca; Bivalvia; Venerida; Veneridae
Product: cytochrome P450 3A25-like
Exons: 13
Coding region: 178-1713 (511 amino acids)
Molecular function (GO): oxidoreductase activity, acting on paired donors, with incorporation or reduction of molecular oxygen; heme binding; steroid hydroxylase activity
Source: RefSeq, a predicted model, not a curated record
UCCAUUCAACAAUUAUCUUUCACACAGUGCGUAUGUCAUUGCGAGUGAAUGAAAGCUAUCAGAUAUACUAACGGUUUGUGAGUAGUAAAACUACGGCUUUGGCUGAAGUACAAAAAAGAUUUGAAGAAUUAUUUUCUCUGACUGAAAGAUUGAUUGGUGCAUUUGAAAGCAACUAAAAUGUCCCUAUCUUUGGAAGUAAAUCCUUGUCUAGUGCUGGCUUUCCUCGGAAUGUGCCUUGCCAUUAUUUACAGAUAUAUGGUAGAUACAUACUCAACUCUUGAAAGACUUGGCGUUCCUGGACCUAAACCUAUCUGGAUAUUUGGCAAUGUUCUGGAGUUUAAAGGAAAGAAUGUAUUACAAGUGUUUGAUGAUUGGAAAAAGAAAUUCGGAAGCGUAUAUGGAUUUUACGAAGGCUUUCGACCAGGUAUUGUUGUGAAUGAUGUUGAUUUUGCAAAGGAUGUUCUCAGCAGACAUUUUGAACUAUUUAAUGUCCGCACUAGUUAUCGCCCCUUCGUGUAUUACCCAGAUAACAUUCGCCUUAUCGAAAUAGACGGAGAACAUUGGAAAAACCAACGUACUGUUAUAAAUAAAAUGUUGAAUUGUACAGGUACUUUACAACGGGCUUUUGAAAAAACGAGAAUUGCUUCAAGCAGAAUGCUACAUCAACUAUCUGAUGACCUGAAAAUAGCGACAGAAGGAAUGAACAUUUCAAAGGUAAUAGAUAGUUACGUGUCAGAAGGUGUCAUGCGUAUUGUAUUGGACAUGGAUGACGAAAAGCUUGCAAAAUAUAACGAUUCUAUAUAUGACUACGAGAUAGCCAGUAAUUGGUCAGCAUCAGCGGAAAAUGAAGCUGCUGGGUUAGCUCGUUUAUUUCCAAGUCUGACACCUCUCCUUAAACUCGCCGACAGGAAGCAUAAAACAUCGCAUAAUACAGUAGUAGAUAUUCUCAGAGAACACAUUGAUACAACUUUAACUGGUCAGAACAACAACAAAAAGGUAGACGAUGAUAAUGUCAGCUUUCUAUCAUUCCUCCUGUCCUCCAAGGUGCUCUGUCGGGAACUAGACGGCAGUCUUACCCGUCGGGGCUUGACGUCGGAUGAGACAAUCGCUCAUAUAUUGUCAUUAUUGAGCGAGAUGUAUUCAACGACUACGGCAAUGAUACAGUUCAUUCUGUAUGAGCUUGCGUGUAACCAAAAUUGCCAGACUAAACUAUACGACGAAAUGUGCCGCAUUUGUGGAAAGGAUGGCGAAAUCUCAUUAGCGGAGUUACAAACAUUGGAAUACUUGGACAUGCUCUUCAACGAGACAUACCGUCAUCAUCCUAUAGCACCUGGUAUCUCACGUGUUUGUACUGAAACCUGUAAAAUUAGAGGUGUGACAUUUAAGAAAGGAAUGGUUGUCCGGGUCAUGACAAGUCCUUUGUAUAAGGACGCAAAUUUAUUUUAUAAUCCGGAAAGGUUCAUGCCGGAAAGGUUUUCAAAACGUAAGAGACUAGAAAGUCACCAAUACAGUUUUCUUCCAUUUGGACGAGGUCCAAGAAUGUGUCCAGGACAAAAACUUGCAAUGAUACAAGUGAAAAUGGCAAUUAUAGACAUUAUAAGGAACUACAUGUUAACAACGUGCAAACAUACUGAGAUUCCACUAAAAGAAGGGUUACGCCCAUCUCUUACACCUGCAAAUGGAGUUUGCAUUUCAAUGUGUAGACGAUUUUGAGGACAGUUUGCCUUGCAUUCCAAUUGUUAGCCACAUACAUGUGUCUGACUCGCAUACUGGAUAUGAACGCAGUUAGUUAUAUUGGCAUGUGUCGACUCAGUGCUCUUUUUCCGCAAAUAGUGAACACUGCAACAAAGCUGUGAAUAGUAUAUUUCAAUAUAAUUGAUAUGUUAUAUCUCGCUUGUGCAAUAUUUGAAAUAAACGAAUCAGUGUGUUUGCGAUGAAAAUUGGAAGAGAGAUAAUAGUUACCUGUAUGAUUAUGUUGAAUACUGUAUGAAAACUGAUCAUAACUAAAAUAAAUGAUGACAUUUUUGCAAAGAGGUGCCUUGAUUGCAAAAUCGUUGACAAAUCUUAAACUUAUCGCAAAUAUGUUAUUCUGAACCCAGUUGUUCGAAAUAUUAACAGGUGAUUAAGAAAACAGUCGAUUAACUUUCAGAGUUAUCUUAACAUUUUAGAAAUUUUUUAACAUUUUAUUACUCGAAAGCAUUAUCUAAAUAAAAUAAAAGGGCAUUUAUCAUACAUUUUAUAAAUGUUAGUUUUUAUUUUUGAUCUGAAUACCCGCUCUUAAUAUUUACACACAAAGAAAAAACUAAACUAAACAAAAUAGCCCUAGUUUAAGCCUAGCAAGAGGAUUUGGAUGAAACUUUUAAUAAAUUUUUCCAUAAAAUUAAUAUCGUUACAAGAGCUUUCAGAGAUAUACAAAGUAUAAUAAAUAGCCAUCAUAUCUGCCCCUUUCAACGAAAUAAAUGUGACUCAUGAAUGAAAUAAUCGUUAUUGAUUUGUUAAAAGAAAUAAAACAGAUCAAUAUCGAUUCCAUUGUCUAAAUCUAAUUGGACCCUCUUAUAACUUACGUUCAGGAUUACUGGGGUCCACGUGGACCACACAGUAGUUUAACAUGAUGUUUUGAACACAGAUUAUGGCUGGAGUAGUAACUUGACUUUUAAUGAUACAGAGGAUGAGGAUAAUCUUAUUCAACUUCAUACAUAGAAACGGGUUAAUAGUAUUCUUGGUUGCCAUGGUGACUGGCCGGAACGGUAUAUAAAAAUUGUCACAUUUGACAAUAUCGAUGUUCAAUACUUACUUCAUUAUAUUAUUUUUAUGUUUUUGAUGACACAGGAUGGAAUAAGCACGUGGGAUCGAAGAAUACAGAUUUCAUUACAAUAAAUUAUCAUGUCUAAUUUGGAGCUAUAUAAAUAAAAUUUAUGCAUUUUCAUGUAAACCACUUGUUCUCUACUAACAGUGUUUCUAAAAGAGAAUUGACCAAUUUCUACUAUCAUGCUAGAACUACAAUAAUUUUAUCUGUGGUGUGUUUGUUACCUUAUCAGGCCAAGGUACAUUGUUUUUAACAUUUUAUUACUCGAAAGCAUUAUCUAAAUAAAAUUAAAGGGCAUUUAUCAUACAUUUUAUAAAUGUUAGUUUUUAUUUUUGAUCUGAAUACCCGCUUUUUAUAUUUACACACAAAGAAAAAACUAAACUAAACAAAAUAGCCCUAGUUUAAGCCUAGCAAGAGGUUUUGGAUGAAACUUUUAAUAAAUUUUUCCAUAAAAUUAAUGUCGUUACAAGAGCUUUCAGAGUAUAACUAAUAGCCAUUAUAUUUGCCCCUUUCAACUAAAAGUGACUUAUGAAUGACAUAAUCGUUAUUGAUUUGUUAAAAAAAGAAAACAGAUCAAUAACGAUUCCAUUUUAUAAC